UUCUCGGGUUAUUGCAUAAAGCCCACGAUUUUCGUAUCGCAUUCACACAUAUAAACCUGUCCCCCCACAUUCACCAAUUGGUCUUAAGUUUUGCUCCGCAUCCUUCUUGUUUCAUAAGUUUCCUCGGAGGCGGAGCAUCUAUCUAUCUAUCUCUUCUUUUGUUCUGUUCUCUUGUUCCUGUCUCUCUUCUCGACAUGGCUACCAACAGAUGGUUAAGACCUGAGGUAUACCCACUUUUUGCCACAGUUGGUUUGGCUGUUGGGAUCUGCGGUAUGCAACUUGUUAGGAAUAUAACUACCAAUCCCGAAGUCAGGGUAACCAAACAGAAGAGAGCUGCAGGAGUUCUUGAGAAUUUUGCAGAGGGUGAGAAAUAUUCACAACAUAGCGUGAGGAAGUUUGUCCGCAAUAAGAGCCCUCAAAUUAUGCCAUCCAUCAACAAGUUCUUCUCUGAUCCAAACUAAAACAAAUGCCAAAUUUUCUGUUCCAUAAAUUUGAUUCUUGGAAUUGAUUUUUGGCUGUCUGGUAUUGUGAGUUGAGAAGUAGGACAAAUGAAUUUGAUUUUUCAGAUAUUGGAUAUAUGAUGAUUGUGUAAUUUGUUGAUGACAUUCGAUUUGUCUAAUAAUAAAGUUUUA
Gastrolobium bilobum is the source of this 632-nucleotide messenger RNA. RefSeq lists its product as uncharacterized. The record is from RefSeq and is a predicted model, not a curated record. The coding region runs from base 195 to 461 and encodes 88 amino acids. Lineage: Eukaryota; Viridiplantae; Streptophyta; Magnoliopsida; Fabales; Fabaceae. The transcript is spliced from 3 exons.